Pelobates fuscus (common spadefoot toad) is the source of this 3224-nucleotide messenger RNA. It is a transcript of the gene PIGV, whose product is annotated as phosphatidylinositol glycan anchor biosynthesis class V. The record is from RefSeq and is a predicted model, not a curated record. Gene Ontology annotation, cellular component: mannosyltransferase complex; endoplasmic reticulum membrane. The transcript has 4 exons. Gene Ontology annotation, biological process: GPI anchor biosynthetic process. The coding region runs from base 233 to 1648 and encodes 471 amino acids. Lineage: Eukaryota; Metazoa; Chordata; Amphibia; Anura; Pelobatidae. Gene Ontology annotation, molecular function: alpha-1,6-mannosyltransferase activity; GPI mannosyltransferase activity.
AGUGUUGUAGUACAAUUCCUUUAGUAUUAAUUUUAAAUAACAGAAACUAGUGCUAGAACAAAAACAUUACCCACAAUACUUUGCAAGCAUCAACAUAACUCCCCUAUGAUGAACAUAAUUUAUAGAGAAGUUAAAAACCAGAAUACAUUGUGGAUGUGGAACUGGCACAGACAAAUCACUGAGGCCUCAGCAAAUUGAAAAUUGAUGUGAAUUCCAUUAAAUCCACAGCAACAUGUGGUGGACCUGGGACCCGUUCCUCAAGGAGGUAUUUCACUUUUCUCUGUGUUCUCGAGGGAUCACACUUGCAAUGCAGAUAGUCUUCAACACUCUAAUUCCAGACCAUAAAGCUGAUGCCUUCUCCCCUCCACAUACCUCUCCAGAUAGUACGGGGGAUCACCUAACAGAAUUUCUUCUAGGGGGGCUUGGAAGAUGGGAUGCUGAACAUUUCCUCUUCAUAGCAGAACAUGGAUAUGUAUAUGAACACAAUAUGGCAUUCUUUCCAUUGCUCCCUAUCUGUCUGACUGGUUUGGCCAAUGGACCACUUUAUCCUUUGAAAUGGACGCUCACCUUACGCAGUAGACUUCUGGUAUCUGCUGCUCUGCUAAACUGUUUCUGUUUCACAUUAGCAGCUAUUUCAUUAUACCUUCUGGGCUGUGUAGCUCUGCAGUCUCGCAGUACUGCCUUUUUGGCAUCUCUACUCUUCUGCAUGAGCCCAGCUUCAAUUUUUAUGACUGCUGCCUACUCAGAGAGCUUGUUUGCACUUGCCACUUUUAUAGGAUUGUGGCUACUGGAAAAGCACAUGAUCCUCCGUGGUUGUAUUUUUCUAUCCCUUGCUACAGCCUCUCGUUCCAAUGGUAUGACCAAUGUGGGGUUUUUGCUGCAUGCAGUGGUCCAAUCAAUUGUGAAUGGCUCACGAAAUUGCCAUAGAAUGGGAAGGACCUUUCUAGGGAUUUUUGUGGUAAUUCUUCCAUUUGCACUUUUCCAGUAUUUUAGUUAUUCUACAUUCUGCCUGGCCUCUGCAACAAAAAAUAAAGUUCCUAGAGAACUAGUGAAAUUAGCAAUAACUAAGGAGUACCGUCUUCCAGGUGCACAAUUUCCCACCUGGUGCUCAACCUACCUUCCAAUGGCCUAUUCCUCUAUACAAAGUGAGUACUGGGGAGUUGGCUUCCUCCAGUACUUUCAGCUGCGCCAGCUUCCAAAUUUUCUUCUGGCAUUACCAGUGAUAUUAUUGAGCACUAGAGCGAUAUGGGAGUAUUUUCAGGCCAAUCCAUACCUAUGCAUAAGUUUGGGACUGAGGACAGUACAGCUGAAGUCAUCCAGUGGAUAUUGUGGACAUCGAGUUUUCCUUUAUGUGGCACACAUUACAGCACUUAUGGUUUUUGGAGUCCUCUGUAUGCAUAUACAGGUCCUCACCCGACUGCUUUUGUCAUCUUCUCCAGUACUCUUUUGGUACUGCUCUCACCAGCUCCAGAAAAAUGAGCCCUGGAUAUGGGGUCUUGAAAGAGGGUGUGUAUCAUCUAACCCUGCCCUUCGUCUUCUCCGUUCAUGGAAGUCACUGCAACCCCAAACACGAGUACUGCUAGGCUAUUUCUUGGUAUACUGGAUUCUCGGGACAGCCCUGCAUGUCAACUUUCUACCUUGGACAUAGCCAAGAGGGAGUAUCUUGUAUUUACUACUCCAUUUUGACUGUGGCGCAAAACAUCAAUAAUGCAUUUUGACAAUUUUUUUUUUGUCAUGACUGGUUUGUCUAUCUGGUGCAUGAAAGACCUAUAUUGAAUUUUAUUUUUAUCACCUUUCAUUGUAUCACUGUACCAUGCAAGAAAGUGGUAUAUUAUUUGCUUUUGUGAUUCAAAUAUACAUCAAUGCCAUUCAAGCAAAUGGGUGGGUGAUGUGUUGGUGGACAGGACUACAUAAAAAAUACAAUAGUGUUUGUGUGCGCACUGUAAUCAUGAUGUACGUAGAAAGCUACAUUGUUACAAAAUUUUCAUUCAUUAUUCACCCAUUUAGAGCCAGAGUUGACUUAACAAUUGUGCCCAUUUAGGGACACGUUCUCUUUUCCUCUACAAUACUACUUUUUUUUUUAAAGAAAAUAAGAAUCUACUUUUAUACAUGCCUAGAUUGAAUGAUAUCAUCUUUGACGUUGCAUUUUGUGGUUUGCAGUAAGGUGUAACUUUUUUUUUUUUGUCAUUCAUUUUUUUUUCCCCAGUGUUAGACAAACAAGCUUUUGAUGACAGAUCCACAAGAGUAUAAGACACGGGAAGUUGUAAAUAUAAAACAUGACAUGUCAAUAUUGUUGCACGUUUUAGGAAACAAAACUAGAACAAGAUGAACACCAUUUCUGCAGUUAUUAGGCAAAACAUUUAAUUUAUAGUCUGAACUAUGUACUGGUGUUGCUUAGAUUUUAGAGCAAACACUGAAAACUGGAGCUAGCUAGAUAAUGGUAACUAGAAGAGCCAGUGCUCUCUAGUGAUGGCUAACCUUGACACCAUAAAUUAUUCCUGGACUACAUUUCCCAUGAUGCUUAGCUAGCUUUUAGACCUCUGUUUUGGAGGGAAGACCCAGCUCACAUUUAAAAAUGGUGGAUUUCCUGGACCUCAUUACAGCUGACUGAGGAGACUCAUGGUUUGAGUGAAAUGCAUUUUGGCAAUUUUAAGGACCGUUUGAAGCAAGUGCAACAUUCAUUUUAUUUUUGCUAUAUUUGUUUUUCAUCAUUGUUUUAAAUUGGAUUAAUAAAUUACACAUAGCCCUUUUCUGUGGUCCUGUGGAGUUCCAGUAACCUCAUUAAUGGGUAAAGUGCCACCCCUCAAAUUGGCUCCAAGCUUAUUUACCUCAGAGCCAGGAUUUUAUGGCUCUAAACCGUGUGCUCAACUACUUGAUUAUAUGGUUGAAAGUUUUAAAUUAUUUUUAAAAUACUACACUCUUGGGUUUUCCUUUAUUACCUGUGCUUUAAGUGAUAGUACAUUUACACCAGGAGAGGGUUAUUAUUUUUGUUGUUGGUAUUUUUAUAGCACCAACUAAUUCCGCAGCACUUUGUGUUGCUACCCUGAAAGCACAGAUGCGCUAAUUAAGGAGCCUAUAAACUUGGACUCCAGUCCGUGUGAGUGAAUCAGCUUCAAGAUUUUCCUAGCCUUGACCUCAGAAAAUAUAGAUUUUAUUAAAGAUUUUCUUUACUUAACUCCAGCCGCAGAAACAUUUCUCAAAAAAGUUUAGUAAAUAAAAGACAA